Paramecium tetraurelia is the source of this 360-nucleotide messenger RNA. RefSeq lists its product as uncharacterized. The transcript has 3 exons. Lineage: Eukaryota; Ciliophora; Oligohymenophorea; Peniculida; Parameciidae. The record is from RefSeq and is a predicted model, not a curated record.
AUGAUCUGUUGCAGUAGCAAAAAGAGUAAAUAGCAAACUUCAGAAAUAACUAAAAAGAGAAGCAAAAUAUUAUCUGAUUUUAUAGAAGAAAUAAACAACGAAGCUAUGACUCUCUAUUAAUCACCAAACUGUCAAAAUCUUUCUAUUAUGUUUUAAUAUUCUGGAGAACCUUAAACAAUGAAAUCAAGCUCUAAUACAAAAAUUUGUAGAUCAGUUGAACGCUUAGCUAGUCCAAUUCCCAACAUUACACCAAGAAAAACUUCCUUUAAUAUUUUCAAAUGUGCAAAAACAAACCAAAAUACAAAGUUUAUAUCGACGAAAAGUGGUUUCACAUUAUUAGUAACAAAGGCACGCUUAUGA